Molecule: messenger RNA, 19444 nt
Organism: Podarcis lilfordi (Lilford's wall lizard)
Lineage: Eukaryota; Metazoa; Chordata; Lepidosauria; Squamata; Lacertidae
Source: the annotation of a GenBank genome assembly
GUUGGUUGUUUUCACAAUUCUCGCUCUACGUCCCCCCCAAAACGCUUGGGCGGACUAGCCUGCUUUAUUACGUCACUAGGCUCUAUGACGCCACAACCCUCAGAAGCUGGAAAAGGUAGGAAAGCAGAAAUACAUGAGUGUCGCCUGACUUCCAGGUUGCUAGGCUUCAGUUUUUAAAACGUAGAGAUAAAACACACUAUAUAGUCUUUAUAACACUAUCGCCCUGAAAUUCCGGUGAAAACUGAAGGACCCCAGUAGAAACAAAAUUUAAAAAUUCCUUCCAGUAGCACCUUGGAGACUAAGUUUGUCAUUGGUAUGAGCUUUCGUGUGCAUGCACACUUCUUCAGAUACACUGAAGGGUCACCAGACCCUUAUAUAUCGUGAGAGGGUGGGAAGGGGUAUUACUCGGAAGGAAUGCAAAUUGCAGGUCAGAGUUGUCACCGGGGAUGUACAUAGGAAAGCUGUUUUAUGUAAUAUGAUCCUCGGGUAAAAAGGAGAAAGCAUGAACUGUAAGAGAUAGUCUAAGGAGGCGUGCGUGUAUGCUGCGGUAAGAGUUUACGCCGCAUUCUGCACCAGGGUAUGCCCACUUGUGUCUAAAAUAUGCAAUUAAUAAAUAGAUGUAGGCACACUCAAAAAAAAUAAAAUGCAAAUUGAUGCCGCUCUAGCCCUUGGCACCAACCUCUAUGGUAAAACCCAUUUGGCAUUGAUAAACAUAAAGGCACCGAGAGAGAGAAAACGUUCAGACCGGAAGUGGUUGUAAACUCCUCCCAUCUCUAGGGUUAUUUAAAAGCCGAGAAGUGGGCGGAGCCUCGCGGAGGCGUCUAGGCAAGGCCUUUCAGAACUGGCCAAUAAGAACGGCUUCUCUUGAAGCUCCUGCCCAAUAAGGAGCGCAGGGGAGGGAAGAGCCCGCGCUUCACGCAUCGCCUCAAGUCAAGCGGUCGGGUCCGUGGAGCAUCUCCGUGAGGCGGUUAUCGAUCUGGGUCUGGCGAGCGGCGGACGAGAGGCGGCGCGGCUAUGAGGAUGGCGGCGCUGGCGAGCGCGGCCGAGAGGGCUGUACUGGUGAGAGAGCGGCUGGGGCGGCCGGCCGCGUUGCUGUUGCAGCUGCAGCUGGGUUCGGAGGCGGCGGCGGCGGCGUCUCCUUCCCACUUGGCCGGGAGAAGCCGAGGCGCCUCUGUUCAGCCCUGAGGGACCGACAGCGGCUCUGCCUGGCUCAACCCCUUUGGUGUGGAGCGGGGCCGUGCGUGACGUCAUCCGCGCCGGCAUCGGCGGUGCGUGACGUCACUCCACAGCAUCGCAGAGCCGGCGCCGCCUCCUCCCAUGAAAUUAUAAUUACCUUAUUUCAUAAUGAUAUUUAUCAUCGGCGUCAUCAUCACCAUCCUGAAAUAUGUUGCCAGCACCGAGAGAGUGCUGCUUGUGGAUUUCCCUAUACUCAGGUCCUGCUUGUGGGUUUCCCUAUAGAUGCAUCUGGUUGGCCACUGAGGUAGCAGGAUGGUGGACCAGAUGGGCCAUUGGCCUGAUCCAGCAGCCAGGCUCUGUUGAUGUUAUUUCCCCUGCUUUCUAUGAAUGGCCGGGGGGAAACUGGGCUGAGAGUUUCAGCUGCACAUUUAAACUGCAUUUAAAGGAGUCCAGCCCAAGAGUUUGUGAAUUGAUGCAUUCUGUCUUCAGGGGCAAUUUGUUCACUCUUACUGAUCUCCUCUUUGAGGAGUAAAAUCACCCAAUAUACUUCCAACGAACUCCAGGACAUGAUUUGAAAACCACUCAUGUUAGAUAAGAUUUGCACCCCACUUAACAAUUUCUUCAAGGAGUUCAGGGUGGUGGGCAAAGUUCCUUCCCACAAGGGACCCCACUUUAUCUUACAGCAUACUUGUGAGGUUGUGAUUUCCAGAGGAUGUUGAGUCUCUAGCACUUGUUUUUUUUUGCAUUUCCUUGCCCUCUGAUUCCUCAAAACAUUGUGUGUGUGCAAGUGUGCCUGUUACACCGGAGGGGUAGAUUGUAGUCCACACAAGCUAAUGUCAUAAUACUUUUUUAGGCUUUAGUCUGCCACAGGCUUCUUUGGUCUUCUGAAGUAGGUUAGGCAGAGCAAAAGCAUGGAGCAGGGAGGGGUUGUAGCUCAGUAGCACAGCAUAUGCUUUGCAUGCAAAAGGUCCCAAUAUACAGUGGUACCCCGCAAGACGAACGCCUCGCAAGACGGAAAACCCGCUAGACGAAAGGGUUUUCCGUUUUGGAGGCGCUUCGCAAACGAAUUUCCUAUGGGCUUGCUUCGCAAGACGACAGCCCAUAGGGAAAUCUCAGGGACAGCGGGGAAGCGCAGCGCGUCUUCCCACUGUCCUCGGACCUCCUCCGAAGCCUGGCGGCGGGGCGGGGACACCUCCUCCCGCCGCCGCCGGGCUUCGGAAGGCUCCUCCGGCCGGGCGGGGGGCGGGAACACCUGCCGCCGCCGCCCGGCUUCGGAACGGUGCCCCGACGCCGGGCGGGGGGGAGGGAACACCUGCCGCCGCCGCCCGGCUUCGGAACGGUGCUCCGGCCGGGCGGGGGGAGGGAACACCUGCCGCCGCCGCCCGGCUUCGGAACGGUGCUCCGGGCCGGGCGGUGGGGAGGGAAGACCUCCCCGCCGCCCGGCUCGGAACGGUGCCCGGCCGGGCGGGGGAGGGAACACCUCCGCCGCCGCCCGGCUCGGAACGGUGCUCCGGCCGGGCGGGGGAGGGAACACCUGCCGCCGCCGCCCGGCUUCGGGAACGGUGCCCGGCCGGGCGGGGGGAGGGAACACCUGCCGCUGCCGCCCGGCUUCGGAACGGUGCCCGGCCGGGCGGUGGGGAGGGAAGACCUCCCCGCCGCCCGGCUUCGGAACGGUGCUCCGGGCCGGGCGGGGGAGGGAACACCUCCGCCGCCGCCCGGCUUCGGAACGGUGCCCGGGCCGGGCGGGGGAGGGAAGACCUCCGCCGCCGCCCGGCUGGGCACCGGUGCCCCGCCGCCGGGCGGGGGGGAGGGAAGACCUUCUGAAGGCGGGCGGGGGGCGAAAGUCUUUGCUCCCCCCUGCCUGCCUGUCCCGGAGGGCUUUUGAAGGCGGGGGGAGCAAGACUUUCGCCCCGCCCGCCUUCAGAAGAGGUCCAGGACCUCUUCUGAAGGCUGGCGGGGGCAAAAGUCUUUGUCCCCCUGCCUGCCUUCCCAGGGGCUUUAAAUUGCCCCGGGACAGCGGAGGACUUCUCCGCUGUCCGGGGUGAUUUUAAAAUGCCGCCCGCCAGCAUUUUAAGAUCGCCCAGACAGCGGAGAAGUCCUCCGCUGUCCCACGGUUUUUUAAAAUGCUGGGGGUGGGAAGAAAAGCCCUUGCCCCCCCCAGCCUUCAGAAGAGGUCCGGGGACAGACUGUCCCCGGACCUGGUCUGAAGGCGGUUUCCCUAGGAACGCAUUAAUUGAUUUUCAAUGCAUUCCUAUGGGAAACCGUGCAUCGCAAGACGAAAAACUCGCAAGACGAAGAGACUUGCGGAACGAAUUAAUUUCGUCUUGCGAGGCACCACUGUAGAUUCCUAAUCUAUCCAGGAAGGGCUGCAAGAGACCUCUGUUUGACACAUGUUGGAAAUGAUGCUAGACAUCCGAGACCAGGGAGAAGAGUCGGUGAAAGAAGACUGGAAAAAAUUUAAGGACUACUUACAGAAAUACUGCAAAACUAAGGAACUUUAGAAGGAUGUUGGAUAGAAACUAAGAGGUUUUUAGCUGUAAUGCUUUAAGAGACAUGGGAAAAAAAAGGUUAACAAUUGGGUAAAAGAUUAAUGGUAAGGAUUUGCUGAACCAACAAAUUGAAUUGGAAUACAAAGAAGGGAGGUAUGAGGAGGUCUGGGGAAAUAAGAGUAAGGAAGAUAGGCUAUGGAACAUUAUUGUGUUUUUAACUGUUUUAUUUUGUAUGUUUUUUCUUACUUUUUACUUUUUUGCUGUAAUUUAUACUUUUUUCUUUGUUUUCUGUAUUUUUGUGAAACUUUAAUAAAUAUCAUUUAAAAAAAAAGGAAAUGAUGCUAGACUAGGUGGACUUCUGUCAAAACCAGCAGAGAUGCUCUCAUCCUUUGAGUUGGUGAUAGUAUGACUGUAGCAUUUUACACUGCAAGAUGUGGAAGUCAUUGCUUUUUUGAAAGCUUCUUUGAUGUCUUAAAAGGCUUCUUCAUCAGAGCCAAGUCUUAUUGCCCAGCCUGAUCCUUGCUGUGCUAGUGUUCUAGUUACAAUGAUUUUUUUAAGACAUGGGACCAAUAAAUAAAAUGACUCCCUGCACACAUACAGUCCAAAAAGGUACAGUCCAUCCUGCCAUCUGUGGAUUCUUUACCACUUCCUUCUGCUGCAUGUAUAUGCCCAGACUCUGUCUUGCAUUCCCCAAGCAGGUAGCAAUAACAUCAACAUUAACUUCUCCUUAUUGAAUUGAGCAAAUAACCCCUCUUGUCCAGCAUUUUCUCUCAAUCACUGCCAGCCAGAGGCCACUGCCUAGAAGCAAGAUUUCAUGAUGAUUGGGAUCUCCUGGAAUUGUGUCCAAAUAUGUACUGCCUCUGGAUGUGGAGAAUCUACUUAACAAGAAUUGAUCAGGAGAGUUGAUGGAAUGGUCCUCUCUAAAUUUGUCAGUCUCUGUUUGUUUGUGUUCAUAGUUCUGCACUUUAAGCCUGCAUCCACAAAUUGUUGACAGUUCAGUUCUAGCACAAUGAAACAUCAUUGGUUGGUUCUGUAAGGCACAUGGAUGAUGCAGUGGUUUUCUGCAAUUCCCUUCAUGAAUUCUUAAAUGCCAUUCACAGCUGUUGCUGAAAGGUCUGAAUUAGAAGCAAGGUCUGUCACUUUGCUAUUUGGAUAUUAUUGUAAAAGAAGGUAUAUUGUUGGGGGUGGAGUAUCACUGAAUAGCCAGUGUGUUGCUUUGCAGCUUCAGAUGAAAAUUAAGAUUGAUAGAUUUGAUCCUAACUGGAGCUGUGAGGGUCGGAGACAUGCCUCAGGUUUCUCAGGAAUCUGUAAACUCUACAAUGUUUUCAUCUGCUGCAUUAGUUACCAUUGUUAUCGCUUUUUUGGCACCAAACACAUGUCUGCGCCGGUUGGCUAAAGUACUUGAAAACUUAGCAUACAGUGGUGCCUCGCAAGACGAAAUUAAUCCGUUCCGCGAGUCUCUUCGUCUUGCGGUUUUUUUGUCUUGCGAAGCACGGCUAUUAGUGGCUUAGCGGCUAUUAGCGGCUUAGCGGCUUUAAGAAAAAGGGCAAGAACUCGCAAGACGUUUCGUCUUGCGAAGCAAGCCCAUAGGGAAAUUCGUCUUGCGGAACGACUCAAAAAACGGAAAACUCUUUCGUCUAGCGAGUUUUUCGUCUUGCGAGGCAUUCGUCUUGCGGGGCACCACUGUAUAUGGUUCUAUAUGCUAGGAUCCACCAACAGUAUUGUUGAUUUCAACUGUACGGGCCUAGAGUUUAUUCCAUAGUAAUUUGUUAGUCUAUUAAGGUGCCAGAAUACUUACUUUUGCUUUAUCAUCAAUAGAAGACUUUACUGCAGGAGUAGGGAACCACUUUUCCACACACAAACCUCCACCCUUCAUCCAGGCAAGCAAAGAAGCGUUAUCACAGUUUAGGAACACAUUUCAGUUAGGCGAAAGCACUCAAGGAGCAUGUGGGGUGGAGGGCCUCCUGAGGGCCAAAUAAAGAUUGGCCCCACAGGCCUGGGGUUCCCCAUCCCUGCUUUAUAAGUUUCUCCAGAGUCUUAAAUAUACAUAAAUCUAAUUUGGCAGCAUUUAUCACUUGAGACCUGAAACAAAGCAUUUAUUUAUUUGUUUAGGUCCCAUGUGUUGCUGAUGCCAGUAAGGCUAUUCUGGCCCUUAAUCAGAUUGCUUGGGGCAUUGUUUAAACAUUAGUUCAAGCAACAGUUCUAUGCUGCAUGUUCUCAGUUCAUAUCACUGUGUUCAUUUGAAUAACACAAUGUCUCCAACACCAUAAGGAAUGCUUCAUCCUAGAGUAAGUUGUCUUAGUGGCAAAAGGUUAUUCAGUUUACAUGCAGCAUUUUUUGUUUGUUUGUGAACUCCUUGAUCCUAACCAGAUUCACCCUUACCCAGUGGGAGUGAUUCAUGGUACAUUUCCACACUUGGAGUACAGCUUUAACGUGUACAACAUGACAGACUGCUGUACAGAUGGGGAACUCUACAUCAAGUAACCUGUGUGCAUGCCCAGCAUGGGAAAUGUACUCUCAGUAUCUCAGUAUCAAACUCUCAGUAUCAGAUGGGCACUUUUAGGGGUUUCACUCAAUGGUGCUGAUCAGCUGUUAAAUGCAGAAGAUCUGGAGGCAUCUGUAUUCAAGUAGAAAUGCGUAAAUGAAGAGUAACCUGACAGCUUGGACCUAAGAGGUUCCCCAGAGAACAUGGUUGGGUGGUGGGAGGUAAGAUUUGGCUCCUACCCUGUGCCUUUAUCCUUAAAAGUAAAUGAAGACAGCCUCUUAGAAAUAGAUGCAAGUUAAUUAUUAAAGCUGUGUAAGUGCUGUCAAGGUUCAAGAGACUCUGAAAGAAUUUGUUUGUGUUCAUAACAGCUGGAGAAGAAUGUUCAAGGUGCCCUUGGGGAGGGAGCCUUACUGUGGCUCCACCGCCCCUUCUGGAUCCAGCAGUGCUUCUGUUUAUCUGAAGCCAUGUGGUGCUUUUGGAUUCACUCCUGUGUAAACAAGUGGAUUGUUGUCAGCAUUGUGAAUAGUUGGUUUCUUCUUUGAACCAAACCUUUCCAGAAUUAUUUGGGAACAGACACUGAGAUGUCAUUGCAUGAUAGGGAAAGAUGUUGGGAGCGGAGUUUCCACAGUUUAUUUUGUCAAUGUCGGAGCCAGGUCAAUAAAUUGAGGAGUGGUGGUAAGACCUUGAGUUGUGGGGAAGGGAUUGGAGGCAUGCUCAGUUCAAAGUUGAGCCUUACUGGAAGCUCCAUAUGUACAUGUCUCUGCAACUAUAAGGCUCAGGGGUGAUUUAUUUAGAUCAGGCAUGUCCAAAGUCCGUUUCGGCCCGCUGCUCGCUUUAAUCCGGCCCCUGUGGUAGUUUAUAUCCUAGGGUAAAAUCCUUAAAAACCCUCAACAGCUUCAAUCCUCAAAAAAGGUUAACAACUUUGGUUGGCCCUCACAACCCUUCACUUCAUCAAAUCUGGCCCUCUGAAAAAAGUUUGGACACCACUGAUUUAGGUAAAUGUUGGAUUUCCAAAUAUUUCUAUCAGUAUGGCCCAAUUUGUGCAGUAGAAAAUCUAAGCUAUGAAUUGUGGCACUUUGGUCACAAAACAUUAAAAACAACAACAACAAAAAGGGUAGAGCCAUUGAGAUUAAUGGACAUGUUUUAGUCUUGUCCAUCAGUUCUAAUUUGAGUAGGACUAACAAAGAGUGGCUUUUUCUCAGCAGGGAGAGCAGCACAGCAGAGGCAUUGCCCUCUCAGAGCAGAACCUGAUCCAUCGAAAGUAAGGAGACACCCCAUGCCUUGCUGACUCAAUAAGAGCUUGUGAAAUCCCCCUCUGUGCUUGGGAAAUGAAGAGGAGGAAGCAAUUUUGCCAUUGCCUGUGUACUCUUUACUUCUGUGUUGAUUUGAAUAUGAAUGAAAACCCUGUAGUUUCUAGGCAAAAUAAAAUCAUGUGAAACUUGCAAGAAUGUUAAAUUAAAAUGUUCUGGUUAACUUGCAUAGCUUGCUGCCUGGGUAAGAUCUUCAUUUUUAAAAGUGCAUGAUCACAAGCAUUCUAAAUGUCUUUGGAUAGUUUCAGCAGAACUUACUCAUUUAUGUGUGAUGAUGUGAGUGGAUAGCUCAGUUGGUUAGAGGGUGGUGCAGAUAACGCCAAAAUUGCAGGUUUGAUCCGCGCGUGCCAUAAAUGCAUAUUCCUUCAUUGCAGGGGUUGGACUAGAUGAUUCCUAAGGUCCCUUCCAACUCUACAAGUCUAUGAUUUUAUGAGUGGAGGAACAAAGAGGAGAGUAGCACUGGAGUGCUAAAUAUCUUUCAAAAGUUCUCAGUGAAUCAUAUUAUAGAAAUGUGGAGUAUUAAUGCAGGGGGUUUUAAUAUGUAUUUUCGUUCCCUGCAGGAAGAGGAGUUCAAGUGGCUUUUACGAGAGGAGGUUCAUGCUGUCCUACGGCAGCUGCAAGAUAUUCUGAAGGUAUUUACCCAAAAAUGAUAUUUCUUCCGACUGUGUGUUUCUUUGUCUGAAACAGUUACUGGGCAUACUAGCAACCUUUCAGGCCUCUCGUUCUACUACAAAACAAUUUCAAACUUGCUAUGGGUUCUGGGUUUUGGUUGUAUAUUAGCCUUUGGCAAAAAUUGGUGCUCUCCAUAAGCUUUGGAGCACAGCUCCUGUCUGCCCCAGCUAGCAUCGUGCUGGCUGGACCUGAUGGGAGUUGUAGUCCAAAAUAUUUGGAGGGUACUAGGUUGCCAAAUGCUGGUCUCUACUUAUGAUGAUACCAGAAUACAGUAUGCAAGUAUGGCGACCAGCAGGGCCAAUCACUAAUUUCACCAGCAAAGAGCCAAAUGCCAGACCAGCUUUGUAGCAGAGAUGAAAAAAGGACCCAAAUUGUGUACUGCAGAUUUGUCCUCUUCUCACCCCACGCCCAGUCCAGAUAUCAGAAUUACAACUUCAGAGAUAGAUUGAAAGACUUCCGAUUUUGGCGGCUAUGCUGUGUAUGUUCAGGUGGGUGAAUGAAGAUUACUCGUGGGGGUUUUUAACUGAGCCAAGAAGUGUGUGUGUAGAUAAAUAAAUUUCCCAGAAACAGGAAACUCUGGUGCAUCUGUUCAAAGUAUUUAAAAAUAAUAGAGAAGUGUGGAAGCAGGAAGUAGGUUAUACCAUUGGUUUUAUUUUUGUGUGAACCAGAGCGGUCUUGCCACUUUUCUAACCUAAGAAGAAGAAGAUGAAACUUUGGGAGGCAGCUGGUGUCUGCGGCACUCAUUCUUCUCUGCUUCUUUCUUGCUCAGGAGGCUUCUCAUCGCUUUACUUUGCCUGUGAGCGGUUCAGAGGGACCCAUCAAGCAGGAGAACUUUAUUCUGGGUAGUUCAAAGUACGUAUGGAGAUCUUCAUGGGCAACAUGAUUUGCAACUGUUGUCUCCUUGUAGCAGCUAUAGAGGGGAGGGGAAGCAAAGUGGACUUGGCUAAGGCCAGCCAGUGCGGGGGAAGCCAAGUCUGGGAGCUUAAAUUGCCACUUCCCACCACACCAUGCUGCUCAGACAAAAGUUGUUUCUCAGGCAGCAUCUCAGGAAGCCUCUGUGAGUCAAGAUUAGAAAACUAUUCAGCUUCUGUCAGUGUAAUUAAGUUUAAAUUAGAAGCACACGUUGGAGCUGAUAUGAUCCCUCUCAUCCUUGCCCUUCAAUAGCUCCAUCCAUUCUCCUUUGCUGCCUUCCCCCCGUGUGUGGAAUGUAUUCUCUGAGUGUGUAUGUUAGGCGCUUAGAACCUUUUUCAGCCCAAGGGCCCUGUGGCCAUGGUGGGCGGUGCCAGAUGCAAAAGUGGGUGGAGCCACAGAUUUGUACAGUAGGCUAGAUUCUAGCCAGGCAGAAGUUUCCAUAUACACAUCUCUCCAUCCAAGCAAGCAGGAGGCAUUAUCACAUUCCAGCCAGGCAAAAUCCCUCAAGGAGGGUACAGAACAAUAAGGGGUGUGGCCUGGGGAGAAUCCCGAGGGCGCUGGACAGAGGGGCAUGGAGAGCUGCAUCCUGUAUCCUGGCCCAAGAUACCCCUCCUCUGGUGUAUGCCGGGUCAAGUCUCCCUCUGAACACCUGAUUUAAAAUCACUUUUUCUGCUUACCCUUAGGUUUAUUAUCUCCCUUGGUUUUCAUUCCCAACGGUAGCCAAACUUCAAUCACAUGUUGCAGUUCUUGCCUUCAUUACUGAUCCAUCUGUCUGUCCCUCCUGCCCUUGGUCAUUUUCCCCACUCUAUUUAGAUUGUAAGCUCCUUCCGAACUGCAACACCUUAAGACAUAUAAAUAACAAAGGCAGUUUUUUUGCUUUGUUUUUAUUAAAAGUCCCAGGGGUAUAUAGGAGAAGAUGUGUUUUUAAUUCUUCAAAGGGGACCACUACAAAGGUGCAAAGCAAUCAGAAAGAUGUGUGUCCCUUCCCUGGCUCUGGUCUUCAGCCUUGUUGUUUCCAUAAAGGGCUGAAUGUCCACGUGGGUGGAUGGACAUUUCUGAACCCACUGCUCAGGCACAUGUUCAAAAACGGGCUGGGAGGGGGCGGGAUGAAGAGAACUCCCAUUUCCUCUAGCUGUUGUCUGCUCUUCCUCUUCGUAUGGAUAUAACAGCUUUGAGUUUUGAGGUAGGACUGUGCCAAAAUGCUCCCCUCCCAGAUUUCGUAAGCCUUAUUCAGAGACCGCAAACUGGCCAUUUCUCUGAUUGUGAGGGGUAAUACAUAGUAAAAAUUUGCUGCCAUCAUGGAGGCCUCUUACUUAAGCAAUGUGAGGGUGGAUGGGCAGCUUCUUUAACCAUUUUUUUGUUAGCACUGUUCUCUGUAACAGAACAGUUCUGCUCUCAGCAGCCUGAACAUCUUUUUUGUAGCUGCAAAAUGACUUGAAUGCAGUGUCAUUUUAGGACACUUUAGAGGAAGGAAACAUGGUUAUCACUAUUGGUGGCUGCCAUAUUUUCCAUCCCUCAAAAUGCCCCAGAACGAGGCUGCAUCCAGGUCAAUUGGGGUUAAGCCAAAGCAGAGCUGGUCUGUUAUCUAUGUCUCUACCACUGUUUGGUAUGUUGGCAUGAUAAAAGUUUUUAAAAAUAGAACAGAGACAUUUCCCUGCCAUUACAUUGUAAAAGUUUAUUGCCUACCCAUCCUAAUAAACAAUGAAUCUCCUCUUUUUGGGGGUGGGGAGCUGAACCCCUUCCUCCACCAAAUUCAUCCAAUCCAUCCAAUCCUUUUCCCAGCUUACAUUUGAAGAUGAUGCACUGCUACAGAGGACCCACCGUACUUGGUACUUUAUUGAGAGCAGUGUGCAUCCUGUCAUCAGAUCCUUAACCAAUCCCAAUUUUAUGGUCGCAUUCCUUUGCAGAAACAAAGACGAUUCAUUUCUAAAUAACAAACAGAGUUUGUUUUGCUCAAUCACACUUUCCGCAAUUAUACAAGGAGGCUGUUUGCAGUAUGUCAGCAACUGAGAGAAAACCAGAAAAUAGCACAAGUCUUUCUUUAUGCUGUCUAUUCCUGAUGGUUCCAAUGAGGAAGUUGGAACUGUAAAUUUAUAAUCCCUGAACAGCUCUGGCCUGCUCUUUGAACCAUUUGUGUUUGCUUGCGUAUAUACAUCCCCAAACACCCGUGAGAAUUAGAUGCAUUUUAUUAUCCAUGUUAACAACACUGCCUUUUAUUUCAGCACUGACCAGGUGAAGGGAGUCCUGACACUUCAGGGAGAUGCCUUGUGCCAGGCUGUGAGUAUUUGCUCAUGCAAGUUUCACGUGGUAGGGAGUGGGUACCUCCCUGAUGGUGCCAGGCAGGAAAACCUCAUCUCCUUCCAACACUCUUGGCAUGUCAGCAGAUCUCCUCUUGGGGGAAUUCCAGCUUAUUUUUCACUUGGGCCACUAUACAUUUAAGUACUAUUACAGCAGUUUAAACAGUUGCGGCUUCGCCUCAAAAAUCACGGGAACUGUAGUUUGUUAAGGGUGCUGAGAUUUGUUAGAAUACUCCUAGUCCCCUCCCAGAGCUACAGUACCCUGAGUAGAGAGGUUGUUUGUUAAACCACUCUGGAAAUUGUAGCUCUAAGAAGGGAAUAGAGACGUCUCCUAACAGCUCUCAGUGCCCAUAACAAACUACAACUCCCAUAAUUCUUUGGGGGAAGCUGCAACUGUUUGAAGUGCUGUAAGAAUGCUGUGAAUGUAUGGCACAGAUGUACCUCUGCCGUAAUCAGAUAAAUAAUCAACUUGCUCACAUGAGCCUUUGCCAUUUACAUUGCUGAAUUAUCUUUCAAAGGCCGCAGGGACCAUGAAACCCCUGCCCUGGAAUUGCUGCUCAUGCUUAAUGGUUACCUGCUGCUUUUGGUUUCCAUGUCAGCAGUGCAGCCAACACACCAUCAGUGCCAGGCAACAUACCAUGCAGAUCUCUUAGGAUUGUUAUUGAGGCCUGGUUGUAGAUUCCCCAGAUGGUUAAGCAAACUUCUUUCAGCCUCAGUUCACUAUUGCUGCAAUGCAGAUAAACAUGGCCUCUAAUCCCAAAGGGGUUGGUAACAAUAAAUUCAAGAGAGGAAUUUGACUUUUUUGUGUAUUUGUGUGCCCCAUGAACUGUAGGACUACUGCAUGCUCCAAAUCAGUGUUUCUCAUUCUUGGGUCUCCAGCUGUUUGGGACUACAAUUCUCAUCAUCCCUGGCCACUGGUCCUGCUAGCUGAGGAUGGGAGUUGUAGUCCAAAAACAGCUGGAGACCCAAGCUUGAGAAACACUGCUCACCAACCUUUUGGGGCACAUUUGCAAACUGGAGAAACUGUUGCGGGCGCCACACAUACACACACCACCACAAUCGAGCACAUAUUACAACCUGUUCCACUGGCUACAACAGAGUGCUGCUUUGAAGCUUAACUGUAGGGAGGGAGCCCUGUUGGGGCCAGGAAGAGCCUCUGCAGACACAGGUGCACCUGGAGGUGCCACUUCAGUAAUUCCUGAAAUAGUAUUUUUAUUUGAGAGCUUGCAGCAUCUCAAGUUCCUUACCUGCUAAACUGUGGCUUCUCAGUGAUUGACCCAGGAGGGGGGUUGCAUCUUUCUCUACUCCCUGUUGUUUGUUAACUGUUCAACCAGGCACAGUGUUUCAGUAUGUUACCGAGGCCCCUGGAAAGUCAAGCUCCUGGGCCACUGGUUAUUUGAGGACUUUGCUUGUUUUUGCUGCAGUGGUUCAGGUGAGCCAGGUAUUGCACAGAGCUGGUGAUUUACUUGGCAUCAAGUAAUUCAAAUAAUUUGACCCCUCUCUUUGGCCAAAAAGGCCUUGAGCAGCAUAAAAAGAUCAAUAAAAGACAUGGCACACAAGAGGAACAGAACAGGAAGGGGAAAGGGAAGCUCAAUCCCUAGCUCUUAAAGUUACAAUUCUUCCAAAGGGCUAGCUGGAAUAGAAGCAAUUCAGGUGGCCUGAUGGAACAGCUGCCACUAGGUGACAGUUGAGGCAGCUGGUUCCUCAAUAGAGGUGACAAAACAACCCUUCUUCCUUGCUCUGCAACCUGAUGUAGUGACUUUCCACUGCUGACUUUCCCAAGCCAGUUAACCAACUACUGGUUAGCAGAUGCAUCCAGUGUAGGGCUGAAAAUGGCCAUUAAUCUGAUUGUCAAUCCUAAACCCUAAUACCACAUAGGCAUCAAACAGAAUAAUGUUUUUUGCCUCUCAGAAAAGGUGCUUUCUCCAGCUUGCUGUUCCUCCUAUAGAUAUGUAGUUCCUGAUACAGUACUUCCAGGACUCAGCAUCCUGAGCUCAAUAAUCAGAAAUAGGGUGGGAGGGUCAGAGUAGUCUCUGCUAGACUUUCAUUAGUAGCGAACUGCUAUGAAUGUAUGCUGUGUGUAUGCACCCUUCAUCACCCCUCUCUGUUUCUCAGGAUAUUAACUUGAAAAUGCCCAGGAAUAACCAACUCCUACACUUUGCAUUCCGGGAUGAUAAACAAUGGAAACUCCAGCAGGUAUGAUGACUGCAAACUCAUCUUCUUGCAUCUUGUUUGUGCUGAUUUUGUGUGCUUCUAAGUUCAAAACUCUUUUUGCCUGCUUUGGCCCAGCAUGCUGAUGGGCUGCCCUUUGUUGCUUUUUUCAGAUCCAGGAUGCAAGGAAUCAUGUCAACCAAGCGAUCUACCUGCUUACCAACAGAGGCGCCAAUUACCAGUUCAAGACAGGAUGUGAGGUCCUCAAGGUGAGAAUUGUGCUUGCUUCCGUUCGCCUUGGGAACAGUCACUUUUCCAGAUGAGCAAACACUUCACCUACAACUGGAACAAUUGUGGGACAGAGCUGUGGCUUGAUGGCACUGACAGGACACAUGUUUAGCAUGUGUCUGGUCCCAGAUUCUGUCCUUUGCAUCUCUUGUUAAAGGGCAAAUGGUCAUAGAACAGGGAAGGAAAUCUACCUGGGACUUUGGAGACCUGCUCCCAGAACAGACAGCACUACUCCUCUGGCCUAGUAUGCAACCAGCAGAACUUUAAAAGGCCCUGCUGGAUCAGGCCAAAUGCCCAUCUCGCCUCCAAUUAAGGGACUCAGAGAUGCCCACAAACAGGGCAUGAAGGAAACAGCCAUCCAGUGUUCAGAGGCAUAACUUACCCUUACACAGAAGGGUUUUUCUUCCUUUCCACGUAGGUCACAAGAGAUUUCAGACGUGUGUAAUGGGAAAUUAAUAUAGAAGGUGUAGUGAUGACCAUUGACUUAGAUAGAUUAGAUAGGAAAUAGAGCCUCCAUGCUCAGAGGUAGGAUAUCUGUCUUAUAAGAAUCCUGGCUGUCCAUAGCUGUUAAUAGAAUACUGGACUUUAAUUUAUUUAUUGAUACCAUUUUUCAGUCCCACCUUUCAGAAUGCAAAUUAUUCUAAGUCUGUUUAGAAGCCCACAUUUUCCAAAACCUCAGUGAACGAUAUCCACACAUAAAGUCAUCAGGAUCCUUCCCACAGGGCAAUUGGUGGUAGAAUCAUCAGGGGAGAGAAGGAUGAUAGUUCAGCUAGAGCAGGCCUUGGUGUGGUCUUCGCCUCCUUCCCACCUUCUCCUGGGGUCCUGCUCACGGGGCAGUUGGUGUCAGGGAGAUUAGAGGGACCUUUGACUUAAUCCAGGAAGGCAGUUUGUUUUGGGGGCAGUUUCUUGCUAACACUCAAACGAAAUGUUUCUGAUUGACCCUACGCAUCAAUUAUGAUUUGUGCAUAUGAAGAAAGCUCCGGGGUACCUGAGAGGCCAGGGUUAUGCUUGGUUCUUGAUACACUGAAAGCCAUUUUGGAGUAACGUCAUAUGACUAAGAUUUUCAGCCACAACUCUGGAUCAGUCUAAAUUAAAUUUCGGGUUUCUCUCUCUGCCUUCCUCCUCCUCUCUCCACACCAGUUGAUGGAUGCAGUGAUGCUGCAGUUGACAAGAGCUCGGAAUCGGCUCACCACUCCAGCUACUUUGACUCUGCCAGAAAUCGCCUCUAGUGGUGUUACGGUAACUGCCUUUGUCAGUCUCUCAGGAAGGGAUAAGCACACACCUGCUCCAGCCCACUCAAAUCUCUGUUAAGAGUAAUCUUAGUUGUGCUCUAAGAAAAGUCCAGCUCUGUGUAUACUUGCAUUAAACCUGCUGUACUGUGUGAAUGGCUUAGGUUUUAAGUUAUUGGCAACAGCAAGGCUACAGAAGUCAAGAAGCAGUAGUAGUAGUCAUCCUCCCACCUUGGCUUCCAUCCUUCUAAACUCUGAAAGUCCUACCUACAAAGUUGCCUUUGUCUCCUGAGCUUUGAGAAUGUAUUUCCUGGACGUUUGGUUUUUUUAAUUGCACAUCCAUGAGGACUAGAACGUUGCUUGCAGCAUGCAAGCUCAGGGAAACCAAAUCCAUUCCCUAGUAAUACUUUACAUGGAUGUGGUAAAUUGUUCAACGUUGGCAAUGGGGGAGACAGGUACAGUGGGCCCUUCUGAGAUUCCCCCCCCCCAAGGAGCUGAUGGCUGCUGCUAGACGGGGGCUCCUGGCAAGCUGCAGCAGACAAAUUUUGCUCACAAAGUUUCCUGUGACUGCAUGUGAUCAAAAAAGAACUGUUACAAAUAGGAGCAGAGGGACUCUUUGCCCUUGGGAGGGCAGCAGUUUUGAUGAACUGGGUGUUUCUGUCUCUCAUUAAAAUUAACAGGUGGCCCCUGGUGCAUUGCUCUUUGUUUAACUCCUGAAAUCUUUAGGUCAGGGAGCGCCAGCCUGUCAGUGUUGACGCAGAUGGGCCAGUGGGCUUAGCCCAGUCUGCCAAUAUGAAUUUGCCCAGUUGAGAGACUGGGACUUUCAGAAUAGAAAAAAGAUCCAUCACUAUCUUUGCAGCAGUGAUGCAACGGUUGGAAAACGGUGGGUUGGUAUUCCCAGGGGUGGAGGAAAGGGGGUGCAGUGGGGGCAGAACACCCUAGGUGUCUUCGCUGAGGGGGGUGACAUUUGGUGCACCACCCACCCGCGACUCCCAAGCCUACCGCGAGCCGUCGGGUAAAGGGGGGGAGCUGUGCCGCGUUCCUGCAGCAUUCCUUUCCCCCUUCGUUUUGACAGCUGGGGGAAGUUUGGGAGUCGCAGGUGGGCGGGGCGCUGAAUGUCCGCCAUUGGUGGCUCGCUCCGUCCCUGGCUGCAGGGCGCGCGUGCUGCUCCGUGCACCCGAGCAGCUAUCCCGCGCCUGAGAGGGCACCCUCUGUGCCCCGCCUGCCUUGGGAGCGUGCCCGCCCUGGGCAGCAUGGGUAUAUGCUCCGCUGCUGGGUGUUCUGUUUUUCUCCUAUCCCUGUGAUUGAGUGACAGGGCCUAAAGGGGAAUGUUUUCUUCUCCUGACAGAGAAGUGCUUCAGACCCCUCUAGGAAGACCUGCUUUACACUCUGAGAAUCUUUGUCCUAGGAUUGGUCUUAAUUGGUGAGCUGGAACCCACAACAAAUCAUGAUCUGAUCUAAGGUGGAUCAUAACAGCUGCGCCACCACCAUAAAAAUACAUCAUAAAAAGUCAAGGAAUGGGUCCCCAAAUGCAUGUUUGAUUAUAAGGUCAGGAAAAAAAAUGAAGACUACUGUCCUCGAGGGAUACUUGUUCACAGUCCUGCAUGUAUUGAAACCUGGUAUUUUCAAUGGGUAAGAAAGGAAGGACCUUAAUGAUACACUGGUUUUGCUUUCCCUGCAGAAAAUGUUCACUCCUGCUCUGCCUCCAGACAUCCUCGUCAAUUUCUACAUCAACCUGAAUAAGCUGUGCUUGACUGUCUAUCAGCUGCAUGCUCUGCAACCCAGUUCUACAAAGGUACCGGGAAAAUGCUGAAGGACUAUUUAUAAAUCUCCUAAAAUACAAAUAAAUAGAACGUAACCCCCAGCUCGCUCCCAGGGCAGGGGUCUACUCUACUGUAAUCCUACACAGGAGACAUCCCUUACCACUUGGGGAGAAGGUCAGCGUUAGAGCAUUGGUUUCAAAUCUUAACAAGGGUGAAAUAUUGUGGUUAAUACAUCUGAGGGUCAUAAGCCAUUUGUAGGUCCGACCAAGGGCCUUGAUUUUAAAUGUGUUGGUGGAUCUUCACUGGUGAUAGUUUUGGCAAAACUGUAGAUGAGGCCCAGAAGCAGCUGCGUAACAUCUUUCUCCUUUGUAUUUACUAUCACUACUUCAAGGGGGUGUUGUGAAAGACUAUUGCACAAGCUCUGACUAGCUGGGUAAAUGUUUGUGGGUUGUAUCUGAGCAAGUUCUACUCAGAGUAGAGCUGUUGAAAUGAAUGGACCUGAAUUAGUCAUGCCCAUUACUUUCAGUGGAUCUACUCUUGGGUAGAACUUGGUUGAAGACAACACCAUAUCUCUCUAAUUUAAGAGUCAGGAAAUGACAACAGAUGCUAAGGAAGCAGAAAAAAUAUUGAUACUGUAAGUACACUAUUCAUAUCACCUCUAUAAUAAAGAAAGCUUGUGGAGUCUACACAGAACAACUGUUUCCUUCUUUGAAAAUCCAUGGGUGGUAAUUUUUUAUUUCCUCCCCCAGAACUUCAGACCGGCUGGAGGGUCCAUACUACACAACCCAGGGGCCAUGUUGUAAGUUGGGUUGUUUUUGUUUUUAUUGUGUAUUUGUGAUUUUAUAUUGUGAUUUUAUGUUGAGACCUGCGGGUAUAGGGUGGUUUACACAUUUAAUAAAAUAAAUGAAUAAAUAAAUACCAUCACACUAUGGUGAAGGCCUGAGGGAACAGGGUGGAAUUUUGUCUGUGUAACCUCCCUGCACCCAGCAUAUCUCUCUCUCUCUCUCUCUCUCUCUGUGCAGUGAGUUCAACAACCAAAGAUAUGAAGUGAACCAUGUCCACAAAGUAGAGUGUGUCGUGCCCUGGCUGAAUGACGCCCUCGUUUUUUUCACGGUCUCCCUGCAGCUCUGCCAGCAGCUGAAGGACAAGGUCGGGUGGUGGAAAGAGAUGACGUGGUUGGCAAAGGGCAUUCCUUGCUUUUGGGGGCCAGGGGAGGCUGCUGGAUGUUGAAAGUAUUUUGCAGCGGCAGCCAGUGUGAUACCCUGCAGAAGCUGCUGGACUGCCAUCAUCCCUGACCGUUAAUUAUGCUAGCUGGGGCUGAGUGGGCAUGUGAAGGGCACCACGUUGACUACUUCUGGUAUACUUAGUGAAGUGUUAGUUCUGUAUCUGAUGCAGAAAAAGGAGACACUGGGAGCAAGGCAAAUAGCAUUGGAUUGUGUGAAACUUAAAAGCAUAUGUCCUGCUGAUGUAUAGAUAGUAACCCUUAGCAAUAAUAUAGCACAUUUAGAGCAUUUAGACUGCUACAGCUAAGUCUAUUUCAAGUAAAAUGCAAUGGAAAAAUGAACCAGCAGCCCUGUCAAGGUAGGUUGAUAUUAUCCCCAUAUUUCAGAUUUGGGAGGGUGGGAUGUGGAGGCUUAGAGAACCUCUAAGCUUGUGACAAAAGUGAGAUUUGAAUUAAGAAUCCCCAUUCCCUGCUCAUUCUUGGAUUCCACACCAAUUAGCUUUUUACAGCAGGGAUGGGAAACCUUAGGUUGGGGGUUGCCAAACAGAUGUCUUGAGCAGGAGCAUGAUGCAGCUUCUGACAACCUCUCCCCCUCUUAUUUUCCAGAUCUCUGUGUUUUCUGGCUACUGGAACUACAAGCUCUACUGAUCCUGCCUCAAACAGUGGUCCAUUUGCAAUUUCAGCCACUCUCUCUCUUCCCGGGAGGAAAUCAUUGUAUAAGCUGUGUAUGUGUGAAGAUUUACUGGAUCCCACUGUUCAUGGUGGCAGCCGGGUAGGCACCAUGCCCAGUGUUGGCAUCCUCAUGUGUCGAAUAUCAUUAUUUAUUAGCACUUUAGAAGUACACCUAUUCCUUUCCAAGCUGGUGAACACUAGUCAAAUCCCAACCCUCUAGCACAGGGAAUGGGCUCUCCAAAUGUCACAGGACUGCAACUCCCAUUGUCCCUGAUCCACUGGCCAUGCUGGCUGGGACUGGUGGGAGCUGAAGUCUAGCAAGACUUGGAGGGCCACAGGCUCCCCUUUUCCCUUCAUUAGAGGAAAAGGUGUGAUUGUGAACAGGGAAAAUGAAGCCAGGGCUGGACUGUUAUGGAGGGAUGACAAGAGGGACCAACUUGGUGUGUGUGGUGGGCCACAAAGAGCCAUUCCUUCCUCGUCAUAUUUUUGGUUUGCUGUCCCUUCCAUCACCACCACCAAAUCUCUUGCGCCAAUGUGGAAGAUUCAUCUCUACAAUUUAACCCCAGCGGCGUCGGGAACAAUGUUCUUUUGGUGGGUAGCCAGAGGCACCACCUCCAUCAUGUCUUCCAUUGAGCCAUCGCUAUGCCCGUCUACCACUAAGCAACGCAAACCAUACAUGUUUGUCUUGGUGGCAGAGUGGUCGGUUGCUGCUAAACUUGAACGAAUCAUUCCUUGAACUGGUCUGCUGUUGUCGUUAAAUAAAAAUCCCUGACCGUUG